This is a messenger RNA of Psammomys obesus (fat sand rat), 2197 nucleotides long. Its product is annotated as cytosolic beta-glucosidase. NCBI's taxonomy places the organism in Eukaryota, Metazoa, Chordata, Mammalia, Rodentia, Muridae. The transcript has 6 exons. The record is from RefSeq and is a predicted model, not a curated record. Gene Ontology annotation, molecular function: hydrolase activity, hydrolyzing O-glycosyl compounds. Gene Ontology annotation, biological process: carbohydrate metabolic process. The coding region runs from base 97 to 1659 and encodes 520 amino acids.
UUGGUCUGGGGUAAAAGGUCUUCACAGCUGCUCAGCUCUUCUGGCUGUAGUCCUGAAAUCCUGUUAGUGGAGGGUGACAAGUCUACCUCUACAGCCAUGGCUUUCCCUGUGGGGUUUGGAUGGGGAGCAGCCACUGCCGCUUAUCAAGUAGAAGGAGGCUGGGAUGCAGAUGGAAGAGGCCCUUGUGUCUGGGACACAUUCACCCAUCAGGGAGGCGAGCGAGUGUUUGAGAACCAGACCGGCGAUGUAGCUUGUGGCAGCUACACUCUGUGGGAAGAAGAUUUGAAAUGUAUCAAACAGCUUGGAUUGACUCAUUACCGCUUCUCUCUUUCCUGGUCACGUCUGUUACCUGAUGGGACGACAGGUUUCGUCAACCAGAAAGGAAUCGACUAUUACAACAAGAUCAUAGACGAUUUGUUAGGGAAUGGAGUGACACCGAUAGUGACCAUAUAUCAUUUCGAUUUGCCUCAGGCUUUAGAAGACCUAGGAGGUUGGUUGUCAGAAGCAAUUGUUGAAACCUUUGACAAAUAUGCUCAGUUUUGCUUCAGGACCUUUGGAGACCGUGUGAAACGGUGGCUCACCAUAAACGAGCCAAAUAUUCUUGCUCUUUUGGCCUAUGACCUGGGAAUCUUUGCUCCUGGCAUGCCUCACUUUGGGGUUGGGGGAUAUCAAGCAGCUCAUAAUUUGAUUAAGGCUCAUGCCAGAUCUUGGCACAGCUAUGAUUCUUUAUUCCGAAAAGAACAGAAGGGUUUAGUGUCCCUAUCAUUAUUUUGUUGCUGGUUAGAACCAGCAGAUCCCAACUCAGAGCUUGACCAGGAAGCUACAAAGAGGGCCAUCAAUUUCCAGUUUGAUUUCUUUGCUAAACCUAUAUUUAUUGAUGGUGAUUAUCCUGAAGUUGUCAAGUCCCAGGUUGCCUCCAUGAGUAAAAAGCAAGGCUAUUCAUCAUCAAGGCUUCCAGAAUUCACAGAAGAAGAGAAGAAAAUGAUCAAAGGCACUGCUGAUUUCUUUGCUGUUCAAUAUUAUACAACUCGCUUAGUCAGGCACCAGGAGAAUAAGAAGAGAGAACUCAGCUUCCUUCAGGAUGUGGAGAUUGAAUUUUUUCCCAAUCCAUCUUGGAAAAAUGUAGAUUGGAUCUACGUGGUGCCAUGGGGAAUACGAAAACUACUGACGUACAUUAAGGAUACAUAUAAUAACCCUGUAAUUUACAUCACCGAGAAUGGGUUUCCCCAGGAUGACCCCCCAUCUCUUGAUGACACUCAACGUUGGGAGUAUUUCAGACAGACAUUUCAGGAACUAUUUAAAGGGAAGACCUUCACAGGAGUCACUGGCUCUUUAGAGCUGUCCACGUUGAUGAAGUCAACCUUCAGGUAUACUGUGCAUGGUCACUGCUGGAUAACUUUGAGUGGAACAACGGCUACAGCAAAAGGUUUGGCCUCUUCCACGUUGAUUUUGAAGAUCCUGCCAGGCCCAGAGCCCCCUACAGGUCAGCCAAGGAAUAUGCUAAGGUCAUCAGGAACAAUGGCCUGGAAGGCCCCCUGGAGGGAAGGUGAUCCGGAAAUGCCCCCUCUAUGCUGGAAGAGUGAUGGAGAGCUGUUUGAUCAUGUCUCAGACAACCUCAAGUUGCCUCUGUUCUCAGUGAUCUGUGAUAAUAAAUCCUGAAACCUGACAAUGUAUCUGAUGAGAGCCUCUGUGUGUUAAUUGCAUUUUAUCAGAAAGUCUCUCAGUGAAUAGAGAAUUACAGAAACUGAUUUUCAUUAAAAAUUUUUAGAUCGAUUUAAAAACUUUAAUCUAAAUUCUUAGAACAAUUUCCUGUAAAAAUAAUGGUGAGUUUAUGAAGAUAAUGAACUGUUGACGUGAAACUCUAACAGCAGAAUCCUUAGAGGGUCAGAUUACUCUCACAAGGGUAAAUUUUAUACAUCUGCUUUCUUUAGGUACAUAGCUAUUUCUGCUUAGAUGAGCUCUGUUAAAGUUUGAUCUAACACUAUGUAAUCUCAAAUGAAAUCGCAAAGGUAAAAGCUUUUUGUAUGCUUUCUGCCCAACAGAGGAGGAAUUGAUCACAUAUCUAAUUGAAUGUAUUAGUUAAUAUGAUUACAAUAGGUUUUGUCAAUAAUUAAUUAAAUGUAUAUCUUUCUUUUAUCUGAUGAAUUUUGGAAAAUAAUAAAAAAUAAAAUGAAUCAAGCUUUGAAUGGAGGAAAUA